AAAGGGCCCGGGCCCUCUAGGCUGCGCAGGCGCAGGGGCUGCUCCCGGCGAGUCCCGACGGCGGCGGCGGCGACUGAGGGGCCGGGGCGUGGAGCAGCGGUGUGGUGGCGGCGGGCGGCCACGGAGCAGCCAUGAGGGCAGGGCCCAGUCACAGACAUGUGAGCCACUGCCCCAUGUUGUGUUGAUGCUGGUCUGCCAUGCUAGCCUGUUUACCAGGGCCAGGUGACCUGUCCUUUCAGCUUCUUUCUCACACGCAGAUGAACACUGGACUUCAGAAAUGGGACACUACACAGAAAAUGAGAACUGCUCACUAUCCCACCCCAGCCGAAUUGGAUGCGUAUGCUAAGAAGGUCGCAAACAACCCACUGACUAUAAAAAUCUUCCCCAACAGUGUGAAGGUUCCCCAGCGGAAACACGUUCGUCGUACUGUGAACGGCCUCGACACAUCAGCCCAGCGCUACAGCCCCUACCCGACUCAGGCUGCCACCAAGGCAGGCCUGCUUGCCAUUGUCAAAGUGCCAGCCAAAAGCAUACUCAAGGACUUUGACGGCACCCGAGCCCGGUUACUCCCCGAGGCCAUCAUGAACCCCCCAGUGGCACCCUAUGCUACUGUGGCACCAAGCACUUUAGCCCAUCCCCAGGCCCAGGCUCUGGCCCGCCAGCAGGCCCUGCAGCAUGCACAGACCCUGGCCCAUGCCCCUCCCCAGACGCUGCAGCACCCUCAGGGUAUCCCGCCACCACAGGCGCUGUCUCACCCUCAGAGCCUCCAGCAGCCUCAGGGCCUGGGCCAUACUCAGCCCAUGGCCCAAACCCAGGGCUUGGUCCACCCUCAGGCCCUGGCUCACCAGGGUCUCCAGCACCCCCCCAAUCCCUUGCUGCAUGGAGGCCGGAAGAUGCCAGACUCAGAUGCCCCCCCGAAUGUGACCGUGUCUACCUCAACUAUCCCCCUUUCAAUGGCGGCCACCCUGCAGCACAGCCAGCCCCCGGACCUGAGCAGCAUCGUGCACCAGAUCAACCAGUUUUGCCAGACGAGGGCAGGCAUCAGCACUACCUCAGUGUGUGAGGGCCAGAUCGCCAACCCCAGCCCCAUUAGUCGCAGUCUGCUCAUCAAUGCAAGCACUCGGGUAUCAACCCACAGCGUCCCCACACCAAUGCCUUCAUGUGUGGUCAAUCCCAUGGAGCACACCCAUGCGGUUCCAGCCGCAUUGCCUGCCACAGGUCCUGUCAACUUGCCCACAGGCAUCUCUCGAGCCCCCACUGGCUACUCUAGCGACCUCAAGCCAGUUGCCUGGAACCAGCACCAGCUGGCCCACCUACAACAGAUGUGCAGCGAGGCUGGUGGGACACCAGCCCCUGGCCUGACAGGCAAGCAUGCAGCAGGACGUGAGUUGGCAGGGCCUGGCUUUGUGGGUAAGGCCCCUGCCUACCCGCAGGAACUCUGCCUGGCACAGUCGUUCCACCUGAAGCCACCCCUGGAGAAGCMGACCCCAUCCCCACCAGUCAACGGCCUGGCAGCCCCAUUGGCCUACCCCAAUGGUCACUACUUCCAACCCUUAUGGAACAACAUUCUGCCCACUCCCAAUAGCGACAGCUCGGGGUCUCAGGACCUUGCCAUGCCGUUCCACGGUGGGCAGCCCACAGGUGCACCCCUCGACUGUGCGGCAGCUCCUGGGGCCCACUACCGAGCAGGGACUGGGGGCGGUCCAGUGGCAAGCCAGAACAGCUUGAUGCAAACAGUGGAUUACCUGAGUGGGGAUUUCCAACAGGCCUGCUUCCGAGAACAGAGCCUGGCCAUGCUGAGCAAGGCCCACCGAGCCCCUGGCAGCCGAGCCCCUGAUCCCACUGAUAGUCGAAGUCUUCAUAUUCAGCACCCGGGGUAUAGAUAGGGAGCCAUGGUGCCCUCCUUAAGCAACACUUCAUACAUCACCCUUCUAGGUUUAGUCUUACUUUAAGUAACUGGAUAGUUUCAAAGUUUCACUGCUCCAAUGUGAUCAUUCUAAGACAUUUAAGGGAGGGAACUUGAUGGAAUCCAAUUAGGGGAAGAAGGGGUUCUCUUGUCCUCCCUUUCAGCAACUUUUGUUUUCAUGUUAACAAUGUAUCCCUGAAGCCAGGAUUUUAUCAUCUCCACUGCCUGCCUAUUAGUCUGUCUUCACCUUGGCCAUUUCCCCCCAACCUCCUUCCAUCUUUUCCUGAACCUCUACCUGUUUUCCUUAGGAAUGAAGUGUGACUAAGGGAAGGGGCCUUAGGCCCUAAGCUAGGCCUCUCCCUUUAGAACUAAUAAGCCAGACUUUGCAAGUGCUCUGGACGCUCAAUCCUUAUUCACCCAAAGAUCUCAAAUCAAAACUGACCUAUUCUUCAUCUCCUCCCCACUCCUUACUAAAUUUUUUGGUUUGCUUUUAUAUUGCUUUCUAUAGCCACUGCACUUGUGUUUGCCUUUGCCACACUGGACUCAAGGCCAUCUUGCAGGUAUUUGGCCUUAGUCUUUGCUACAUGGAGAAAAAUGUCUUUGUAUUGGCAUCUUGUUUCCUGACUUUGCUUCCAGACCUGGAGAAAUUCAGUGGCCAUCUAGCAUACCCCUUCUCACUGUUGCCUCUCUCCUAACUUAACUGUGUCCUUAUCCCUCUCCCCUCUCCCCUUUGCCCUCCAGAAAAGCAGAACAAAAACUACCUUACUCAAGGAAUUAGGUAGGUAAGGGAUGAUCACAUUGGAGUUUGAAAUUAAAAACACCAAAAA
Messenger RNA from Urocitellus parryii (Arctic ground squirrel), 2733 nucleotides. RefSeq names its product family with sequence similarity 222 member B (gene Fam222b). Lineage: Eukaryota; Metazoa; Chordata; Mammalia; Rodentia; Sciuridae. The record is from RefSeq and is a predicted model, not a curated record.